UGUCAAUUGAGUAAAAUUAAUCAAGUGAUUUUUGUGUUUUUUGUAUAUAUUUUGUGGAUGACUAAAAUUUAAUUUAUUUUAAUACAAGAACGCUGUUUUUAGAAGGCCUUGAAAAUCAUGGUGAAAUGCGCAAGUAAUAGAAGUGAUAAGACAAAGAUUGUAUAUGAAAAUUCUUUCGACACUCUCAAAACUAAUUCAAAAACAUUGUCAGAAUGGUCACAGUAUUGCACGAAAGGUAUAACAACGCAGUUCAAAAAACAGACAGCUUACAGUCAUUACUAUGAAGAUAAUGGUAAACUCAAAAGAGACUUGAGCAUUGAAACAGAUAUAUGUAUUCUCAGAUCGUAUUAUAGAAAUAAUAGAAAGAGACAUUGCAUUAUAAAUACAAUUUCAACAAGAUCAAAUAAUACAAUUAAUGAUUCACAAAACAAAAGUAUUGGAAAGCUGGAGGAUGCCAGUGCUUGCGGUGAUAAUUUCCUUGAAAAUCAUUUGAACAUAGAUAUAACAAACAUGGUGGUUGAAAAUCUUAAGAAAUUAUUAAAUGAAUGGAUAAAAAGAUAUUUACUCGACAAAAAGAACACAAAACAAGAAAUUGAAACGGUUCUUGACUCCAUUCUUCAUCAAGUAAAUUUAACAAAAUCAUCAUCGUCUUACACGUCAUGUACUUUAGACGUGGAGAUAUUAAGUGAAACAUUAACUGAGAAUACAAAUGCCGUAGACACACAGGAAGUGUACAAUAACGCAUUUAAACACAUAAGAACAUCAUAUUUGUCCAUACCUUUAACGAAUAAGAAAUUAAAACUAGUUUCAACACUAAGUGUUCCAAAGAACUUAAGUCGUCCAAAAAGGAAAAUUAAGAAAUUGAGAAACAGGGCUAAACAUCACAAAAAUAAGAUUUAUUUUCCAAUGGAUUCAUCGGAACUGAGCAAUAUAUUCGCAAUCUCCCCAAAAGUUUUGACUGAAAAAUGUGCAACAUACAAGGAGCAAAGUGUUGAAGUUAAUAAUCACUGCACAUUUGAUUUUGAGAAGAAAUCUCAAUAUGAUAUUUAUCACGUAAAGGAUAGUAACAAAAAUUUUUAUACAGAAAUAAAUCCACUUAAAAAUGAAGAUGAUAAUGCUGAAGACUAUACAAACCUGAAGCAAAAAUACUAUGGAAAGAAUAUAGAACAUAAAGAAAUUGAUGCAUCUGAUUAUAAUAAUCAAAUGUUGAAAACUUCAAAGGUUCACCAGAAUCGUUCUGUAAAUAUGAAAAACAGCAAAAGAAAACCCCCUGAAAGCAAGGCUAGAAAAAAUAGAGCUUAUCCCUCAUUUCAGUAUGUAAAAUCAAACAAAAAAUACAGUGUCAAUACAGCUAACACACAUUCAAAAAAAUCUGAUAUUUUACAAUCCUUACAGCACAUUAUCAAAUGUAUUGAAAAAAGUAAAAACGUAAUGAAGGUAGACGUAAAGUUAAAUGUAUUCCCUAUAGUGAAAGAAGAUAAGAAAUCUAUUCCAAACCAUUCAAAAACUAAUAAAACAAAAAAUACAUCUCAUUUAUUUCAUAAAGUAGAACCAACUUUUACAUGCACAAAAUUCAAUAAAAAGCAUAAUGUUAAACGCUUACAUAAAUGUACUUCUAACAAAGUUCAUACAAAUUUUCCACUUUGUGGUUCGGGUUUCGAGAAAACAAAAUACUUGAUAAAUAGGCAAACAUCCACAAGUAAUAUUCAUGAAUAUGAAUCAAAUAUUAAAUUAAAAAAUUUCAAUAAUAGGGGUACCUGUACUUCAAAAUGUUUUGAAAUUAAAAAUGAAAUAGGUGAAAUUGGCAGCUUAAUAAAAUAUAUUAAUAAUUUAGCGAAAAACAUUCACCAAGAUUCUAUAGUUGUUGAUAAAAUUCAUAGCAAAAUAUUGUAUAUCACGCCAGUUACAUUAGAAGUGAAACAAGAAGAUGAAAACCCUCAUUGUUUCAAAACAAAAAAAAAUAUAACCAGUCCAAUAAAGUCAACGGAACCACAAUGCAAAAGCUGUAAUACGAGGACUCAUUUAAUACCAGGACAUGAACUUUCCAUGGAGCUGAGAGAUUAUAUUGAAUUUAAUUCAGAUCAAGACAAAAAAAGUACCUCGUAUCGAAUCAUUGAUAGCGAAUGUAUACUUAGAGUGACGGACAUGACCACAGUUCCAUGUGACUUCCCACGACAAAUUGCCAAUGAGGAAAUGAAAUGGUCUUUGCACAAAUCAAAAUCCUUAAUUGAAUUGACUAGCGAACAAGAUACUGGGAAUAUAUUAACGUUUUAUUGUGACGACCUAAUUCUUCCACAUCAUCAUGGCUGCAAGAUGCAAAGUGUACCAUGUUCAUCCAAAAUUUGUCAUAAUUCCACUGCCUAUCCCAUCGAUUCGUGCAUAGCUAAUACAUGUUCGUAUAACUACGUUGAGGAAUGCUAUAACACAAAAAACUCACAAUCACGCUUAAGUUGCGAAUACAAUCCAAUUAAAGAAACACUAGAAAAUCACCAUACUUGUUCUUCAGUUUGUGUAAAUAUGGAAGAUGAAAGGCUUUGCGAAAAUAAGCUUGUAUUGUGUAAACGUGAAAUGAGUUUUAAUGAAGGCUGUUUCUACUGUGUGUUGCUAUGGAUUCCAAGUUUAAUCAUAUUGUGGUUAUUGUAUGUUAAUAUUAUUAGGGACCGUAUAAAGCCAUUACAAAAUUUGGGGGAACCUAACACAGAAUUAAAUACUACACACAAUUCAAUAAUGCUCCAUGAUUUGGGUUUCUGAUAUGAAAUAAAAUUGGAUUAUAAAUUUA
Molecule: messenger RNA, 2779 nt
Organism: Leptidea sinapis
Lineage: Eukaryota; Metazoa; Arthropoda; Insecta; Lepidoptera; Pieridae
Exons: 2
Coding region: 118-2751 (877 amino acids)
Source: RefSeq, a predicted model, not a curated record